Messenger RNA from Necator americanus (New World hookworm), 2448 nucleotides. RefSeq lists its product as uncharacterized. The transcript is spliced from 23 exons. Gene Ontology annotation, biological process: protein deubiquitination. Gene Ontology annotation, molecular function: zinc ion binding; cysteine-type deubiquitinase activity. The record is from RefSeq and is a predicted model, not a curated record. NCBI's taxonomy places the organism in Eukaryota, Metazoa, Nematoda, Chromadorea, Rhabditida, Ancylostomatidae. The coding region runs from base 1 to 2448 and encodes 815 amino acids.
AUGAAUCCUUUUGGUUGUUGUCCGCUGAGGGCAGCGCAGGAAGUGAUGGCAGUGCCGCAAGAUGCUGAAGAGCCUGUCUGUCCUGAAAACUUUCGAAGUAAGUUGAGGGAAGGAUCUUUCACAGUGCCGGAUAUUUCUACAAAAGUCUACAAGGAGGAAUGCACAUACUGUUUUCGUACACCAUUCUUCACAGGUGGCUUGUUUGUCUGCUUGAAAACUUAUGCUUGCUUCUGUUUCACUCACGUAGGCGUAUAUGCCGAACAGUCGCGAAACACGUUGUUUCUUCAUAUUUCAAGCAAGAAAGUGAAUGUGGAAUCCGAAGAAGAGUCGGACGGAGAACCGAAGGAUAAGAUCACUCGUCUCGCUAUUGGAAUUGAUAGCGGAUUUGAGGCGAAGAAAUUCGAUGUGCUUGACAACUAUUCGCUGGUGUCGUUUCCUCAUAUAAAUGCAAAGUGUCCGAUAGACGAGAAACUUGGCGCUGAUCUCUAUGGAACCUGCCAGUAUGUAAUCAGCGCGACAAGCGCUGAACGUAUAGCGUUACUACAAAAUGCAAGCAAUGCAUGGGAUGGAGAGAUAAAACAAGUCACCAAACAUGCCAAUUUGGUUCAAGUGGAAAAUAGGAAGAAGAUUCCACUAACUGGUUGGAAAUGCGAGGCUGAGGGUUGUAGUUUGAGCGAAAAUCUGUGGUUGAAUCUGACAGAUGGUGCCAUCAGGUGUGGUAGAAGUCAGUUCGUUGCUGAAGGGCAAAUGUGUAAAGGAAACAACCAUAUGAAGCAGUAUUAUGAUGCAACUGGAUUCCCGCUGGUUGUAAAAUUAGGUACUAUAUCGAGUGACGGGACGGCUGACGUCUUCAGCUACGAUGAAGAUGAUGCAGUCAUCGAUCCUAAUCUAGAAAAACAUUUGGCCCAUUUCGGAAUUGAUGCAAGAACGUUGAAAAAGACUGAGAAGAGUACAUUGGAGUUAGAGCUCGAUAUGAAUCAAAAGUGGGAGUGGGCAAAAUGUCAGGAAGAUGGAGCAAGCCUCGAGAGCAUUUUUGGCUCAGGCUACACUGGCUUGAUUAACAUCGGUUCGAGCUGCUAUAUGAAUUCUGUUUUGCAAUCGCUAUUUAUCGUGCCCUCAUUUGUUACGCGAUUCGUCGACGGUGCUGGUCCCAUAUUGGCUCGAGUACCACCGCUUGAUGUACACACGGACUUUAAUGGACAGGUUGCGAAACUGUUUUCAGGCAUGGCAAGUGGUGAUUAUGCUGUGGAAAACAGUGAUCUGAAUGGAAUCAAACCUUCUCAGUUCAAACGUAUUGUUGCUGGUUCUCAUCCAGAAUUUUCUUCGAGUCGUCAACAAGACGCUGAGGAGUAUGUUCGAUUUCUCCUAGAUAAGAUUUCUUCUAAUACACCGGUUGAAGUUCGGGAUCCUACUUUAUCAGUGAAAUUUAAAAUGGAAAGCCGUUUGGAAGACAUUGCGUCUGGAAUGGUUAGAUAUACAGAUAGGGAAGAAACCGUGCUUGCAGUGCCUAUUCCGAAGGUUGCGAUCAGAGCAGCUGACGUUGAAGGAGGGCGCUCUUCUGUUGCACUCUCAGAUUGUUUACAAGGAGUUUUUGAACCAGAUAUUAUUGAGGACUUUGUAAGCCCUGUCACUCAUGAGAAAAAGGGAGCACGGACUACUAUGCGUUUCCGAACUUUUCCAGAUUUUCUCUUUCUGCAAGCCCAGAGAUUCACAAUGUCCCCGGAUUUCUCGAUAAAGAAACUUGACCUUGAUUUGAUGGUUCCUGACGAGUUAGAUCUGUCUGGUUUGCGUGGGAUUGGCAAAAAAGAAAAUGAGGUGCUCCUACCUGAUGAAGUUGCAGCCGCACCUUCUCUGGCCUUACCAGAUUACGACAGAAAUAUCGUUGAGCAGUUAGAAUCUAUGGGCUUUACUCGAAAUGCUUCAAUCAAAGCUGCCAUUGAGACAGGCAAGAGUGGAGGGGUGGAAGCAGCUGCUGAAUGGGUGAUGCUUCGAUUAGAUGACCCUUCUUUGAAUGAUCCUCCUGGUGCAACAACCAAUGCAUCUGCAAGUGGACCAGCUCAUGUGGAAGGACUAGACGAGCUGAUCGCUUUUGGAUUUACUGCUCAUCAAGCGCGCUAUGCUCUUAACCGUAAUCCUGAUGCCAACGCUGCUGCUGAAUGGCUAUUUCUUCAUGCUGACGAGGUUCCACCCGAAUGUGGUGCUGCCGUUCCUGGCGAGAACACAACUCCCUUAGCAACAUCUGCAUCUAGAGAAUUUACUGAUGGAAGUGGCAAGUAUCGCCUUGUUGCAUUUAUUAGCCAUAUGGGAAGUAGCCCUCACUCGGGUCAUUAUGUUGUGCACGUGAAGAAAGAUGACAGAUGGGUACUCUUCAACGACGAGAAGGUAGCCAUAUCACAAAAUCCACCUCGUCAACUCGCUUAUCUAUAUCUUUUCCAGAGGGCUGAGUAG